Molecule: messenger RNA, 2354 nt
Organism: Anoplopoma fimbria (sablefish)
Lineage: Eukaryota; Metazoa; Chordata; Actinopteri; Perciformes; Anoplopomatidae
Product: UDP-glucuronosyltransferase 2C1-like
Exons: 2
Coding region: 71-1690 (539 amino acids)
Molecular function (GO): UDP-glycosyltransferase activity
Source: RefSeq, a predicted model, not a curated record
UAGGCUUCACUUGCCCAGAGCAGGCUCAAAGUACAUUUCUCCGCUGCUUCUUGGAUCUAAAGGUUGUUCGAUGGGGAGCAUCACAGGUGUUUCCCUUCUGCUUCUGGUGUUGAGUGUGUCCCUCCUGACAAGCUCCAGUGUCCAGGGCGGAAAGAUUCUGGUGUUCCCAGUGGAUGGAAGCCACUGGGUCAACAUGAACCUCCUGAUCCAGAGCCUCCACUCCAGGGGCCACGAGGUCACCGUGGUUCGCACGGCCACCAGCUGGUACGUCAAAGAAAACUCUCCACAUUACAGCACCAUCACCAUCACCUUACCGGGAGCCAUCCCCAUAGAGGAGGAGGACUUCUUUGUGACCUUCCUGGUCAAGAUGCUGGCGAUCCAAAAAGAGGGGGCAUCUCUCAGCAGCUUUGUGAAGUUCUACUGGGAAAUGCUCGGUGCGCUGUCGAACAUUCACCGACAGGCCAGCCUUUUGGGGGUAGAAAUGUUUGAGAACAAGACUCUGAUGCAGAGUAUUCGUGACACGCAGUUUGACGUGGUUCUUCUGGACCCGGGGUUGCCGGUUGGAGUUCUGGUGGCUCAUGAACUUAAGCUGCCGACUGUUUUUAACGUGAGGUGGAUCACCAGUGGAGAGGGACAUUUUGUGGUGGCUCCAUCUCCAACGUCGUAUGUUCCAGCAUCGGGAUACGCCGCGUCGGAUAAGAUGACCUUUGGGGAGCGGGUCAAGAACACAUUCCACUAUGUUCUCAACACAUGCAUAGACAAGUUUAUAGUAUGCCCUCACUAUGAUAGACUGGUAGAUAGGUACUUUGGUCCAGAUGUGAAGUUCUAUCACCUUCUACAAGGAGCAGACAUCUGGCUCAUGAGGGUGGACUUUGUCUUUGAAUUCCCCAGACCCACAAUGCCAAACAUCGCCUACAUUGGUGGUUUCCAGUCAAAGCCUUCUAAGCCUUUACCAUCAGAGCUGGAGGAGUUUGUUCAAAGUUCAGGAGAGCACGGAUUCAUCCUGAUGUCUCUUGGCACACUGGUGAAAGGCCUACCUCUAGACAUCACUUCUGAAAUCGCUGCUGCUUUUGCCCAAAUUCCUCAAAAGGUCAUAUGGAGGCACGCCCAUGAGCCGCCAAAAAAUUUGGGCAACAACACAUUAGUGGUAAAAUGGAUGCCCCAGAACGACCUCCUGGGUCACCCGAAGAUUAAAGCCUUUGUGGCUCACGGUGGGACCAACGGGAUCUACGAAGCCAUGUACCACGGGGUGCCGAUUAUAGGCAUACCCCUUCUGUUUGACCAGUUUGAGAACGUUUUGAGAUUGGAGGCGCGAGGAGCCGCUAAGGUGGUGGACGCGACCAAACUCACCCGUCAGAACUUCCUGGAAGCGAUACAAGAAGUUCUUCACAAUCCCUCCUACAGGGAUAACAUGAAGCGUCUUUCUGCUCUCCAUCGGGACAAACCGAUGCAUCCUCUGGAAACGGCACUUUACUGGAUUGAGUUUGUUAUGAGGCACAAAGGAGCUUCACAUUUACGCACUGAGUCCUAUAAGAUGCCCUGGUAUGCCUAUUAUUCUGUGGAUGUUAUCUGCUUUUUGACAUCAGUCUUGUUGCUGCUGACAGCCGUUGUAGUGGGAUCAAUACGAUUCCUUUGCAUUCGACUGUGCAGGAGGAGAAAAACCAAACAACCCAAAAAAAAAAAGGAGUAGUUUCUGACUCCUAACAUUAGAUUAGUUCACAUUAAAAUGAAUAAGUCAUAUUAAACGACAGGGCUGGUGAUAAACUCCUAGCCAUAUUAGCGCCAUUGUUUUAGGGAUGUCAAUAUCGUGCCCGUCAGUGGGUCGCUAGGUCGGUCGGUCCACCACUUUGAUCCAGAAUGAAAUGACUCAACAACUAUUGAAUUGGUUGCCAUUCAAUUUUAUCAAGACAAUCAUGUUCCCAAGAGUAUAUAUCCUAAUCUGUUGGUAAUCCAGAUUUGGGGGUUUUGAGUGAAAUGUCUCGACAACUAUUUGAUAGAUUGGUGUUUAAUUUGGCACAGAUGUUGGGGGGUGUUUAUCAGUAUUUUAACAAUAUUGCAUACAUUAAAUGAAGGAAAAUAUACUUUUCAGUGGACAACUGUGUUUCUGUAUUUACUUCCAACAGUAAUCAUCUGUUUUUAGUUGCACUAUUAGUUUGUUAAGUAAGUAUUUGAAGGUUCUUACUCAUGAUAUGCAGACCUGAAGUUUAACAAGAUGUCCAAAAACACACCUGUUAUGCCUUAUUUCAUGUUUUUAAAAAUGAAUGCUGCAACUUUAUGUUAUGUAUUAUCUUGGUUAUUAUCACUUGAACAAAUAAAAUGCAGUCUGUUAUACCUGAAGAAAAUUAUACUUGAAA